Molecule: messenger RNA, 2662 nt
Organism: Conger conger (European conger)
Lineage: Eukaryota; Metazoa; Chordata; Actinopteri; Anguilliformes; Congridae
Product: caspase recruitment domain-containing protein 19-like
Exons: 6
Coding region: 110-658 (182 amino acids)
Cellular component (GO): mitochondrion
Source: RefSeq, a predicted model, not a curated record
CGUUGGGCCGACGUUUCCGCGACAGGCGGGCCUGACUGACAGUGAGGAAGUGGCGGCGUGGAGUGGCUCCGAAGGAAGGAAGGAAGAAGAAGUACAAAGACUCUUCACGAUGGGAGACAGCUUCCACGAGCAGCUGCAGGUGGACUCCCGGUUCCUCCGGUCCGACAAGCGCCUGGACACCGAACUGGUGGACAAACUGAUCCUGCAGCUGAACCGGAUCUACCCACAGAUCCUCAACGACAAGGAGGCCCACAGGUUCCGGAAUCUGGAUGUGCCCACCGGCAUCCGAUUGGCCGAGCUCCUGACGCACUUGCAGGAGAAGGGUGAGGAGGCGUGCCACGAGUUCUACAGGGCCCUGCACCUCCACGUGGAGGAGGUGUACUUCAGCCUCCCCACACGGGUCAGCCGCAGAUGGGAGCCCAAUGGAUUCUCCCGCAUGCCCCUGGCGAAGGAGAGAUUCGUGCUGAACGACAGGAGUCCCUGGUUCUUCCUGGGCUGUUUCAGCAUUGCAGUGGGGCUGACACUGCUGUACUACUGUGCAGACCGUCAGGUCCUGGGGGACCCCAGCAAGGUGUUGGGGGUCACCGCUCUGGGCCUGGGCCGCACGGCCGAAGAGCUCCUCAUCUCCUACACAGAGGACGGCUGCCGGACACCCUAGUUCCCACGGCAAGGUGGGAACACCAAAAUCCCUACAGAAACUACAGGAUGGGCCUGGAUGGGACUUUUUAAACGCACGUAUAAACUGUACACGUAUAUUCCUGUACACAUAUAUACCCGUUUGCUUUUUGCAGCGUACUGUAAUUGUUGAAUAUUGUCCAUGUACAAAUCCCCUCUCAGCUGAGGCUUCCCGGCCUCGAUCACACUCGCACACAGUGGCCAAUCGGUGCCUCCCAAUUUCAUCCGACCACAUUAGUGGGCUAAACGUUUUUGAAUUGUUCAGGCCCCUCGUUGAGUGCGAGCAGUCGGAGGUAGCUUGUGGUGGUGGAGCUGAAUCUGCAGUGCGGGGCACCGUCCGCCCGGAUCGAUGCACGAGGUGAAGAACCGCGGACUCGCCUACGGUGGCCGAACGGCUAGAGCAUCGCGGACUCUGCUGUAAGGGGGUGGGAUGAGGUCCGAGUCCACUCAGUCCAGACUUCCCCCCCAGUCUGCAGUCGCCCCGAGGUCAUCCCGGGGCAUCGGUCCACGUGACUUCUCAGGUUUCGCAAGAAAACGAACAUCACUACAGUCACAAACGACGCCGUCGCUGCAUCACAAGCCCGUGUCAUUACCACCACGGUCACAGCUGGUGAAAUCACCGUCACAGUUAAUGACAUCACUGUCACAAUAAUGACAUCACCCUCACUAGCUUGGCUCCCGGGGGGGGGGGGGUGCCCAUCUUCACCAGGUCGUCACAAUCACAAUCACAACCUUAAGCCUUUUAUUAUUAUUGUUAUUGCUGUCGUUUUGGUUAUUAGCGUAUAUGCACAUAUGCAAGUGAGUUUGGGUCUUGGGAGUCUUUAUGCAAAUUAUGAAAAUGUUUUUCUACUGAACAGCAGUGUAUUAUCUGGGCCUCAAACCCAUAACCUUCAGGUCAAUAAUCUGGUGUUCUGGGCCCUGCACCAUGAAAUUCACAGGAAACGGUAACACGAAAGGUCGAUAAUUCAAAACGGCAGUAUUACUUGUGAAAUUAUGUCCUUUUCAUAUUGUCCUAGCAUUAGCAUGUCUGCUUUUUUAUAUUAUAAGGUAUAUACAAAUGCAGUCAGCACAGGUACCUAUCUAUAUCUUUGAACUAGCACUGUGUGCUGUGGUCUUAAAAUCAUGGAAGAUGGUUUCAGCAUUACAUUUGGUGAUGGGUAAUUUUCAUAUAUCCUGAUGUUAUAAUAUUGUAAUUUGUCACAGGCAUGUUAUAGGGCUAUAGGGGUUCCCAAAGGACCCACAGCCCACUUAAUGUGCAGUUACAUUUUCUGGGACGUGACGUUACAGCCUAGGUUUUCCUACAAAACAGUUUGUUCUUAACAAAAGUCAGAACAACUGCAUUCAUAUUGUAAUGUGCAAAUGUUCACCGUUGUGCAUAUCUUUGGGAAGUGGCUAAUUAAAGGUACAAUAGGUAAGAUUUUGAUAUCCAGCAUUGACAUUGUUACAAGACCAUUGUAAAUCCCUUCCUGUCAGUGAAAAAAAGCUCACUGACAUGUUGACUCACCCUCUGCCUGUGUUUAUAGUCCUUAAAUUCGGGUUUCGAAAUAUGCAGUUAAUGGGCCGGCACUCUGUACCAAAACAUUGCAUCGAUGUACAAUAAUUCAAGCUCAUUGGUUGAAAAUUGGUUCCAACUGCCACAGCCAAUGGCGUUUCAACAUCAGCGGGUUUACAAAGAAGGGGGAGGGAUAAACUGUUUUAUUUUGAGCGUGUUUGUUGCUGCAAUUCCUCUCUUGACCGUUAGAAGUCUGAAAUUACCUAUUGCACCUUUAAGGUAAACCCGCCACUUAAAUGCCUGAUGUCAUGUUUGUAUUUUGGGGUUUAUGCCGCAGGUCAGUGCUUUUAGCCUUGUGAUUGUCUGUGAGCAUGCCAGACUGCAGGGCCUUCUUGUCCUCAGUCUCUCUGAUCUAGCCUUUGGAUGCCUUGUCCUCACGUAUGCCAAUGUUCUGUAAUAUCUUUCUGACGUCAUAAUAAAACUAGCUACCAAUCA